Molecule: messenger RNA, 1686 nt
Organism: Agrilus planipennis (emerald ash borer)
Lineage: Eukaryota; Metazoa; Arthropoda; Insecta; Coleoptera; Buprestidae
Gene: Larp7
Product: la-related protein 7
Exons: 5
Coding region: 159-1541 (460 amino acids)
Biological process (GO): RNA processing
Cellular component (GO): nucleus
Molecular function (GO): mRNA binding
Source: RefSeq, a predicted model, not a curated record
ACAUUAACCUAGCUUUUCAUAUUUUCGAAUUUAUGAUCAUAUUUUAGAUGUUUUCAUCGUAUUUUUAUUGCUUUUCAUAAUAACAAUAGUUUUUAAUGUUUAGUGCAUUUCGUAUUUAAGGUAUAAGUUGUGAUUUAUAAACACUUAAAUUAUUACUAAUGGAACAAAAGGAGGAAAAUCCGCCGAAGAAAAGUCGCCAUCGUAAAAAGCAACUUUACAAAAACAUAUUGCAAUUAAUGGAGUUCUAUUUUAGUGAUUCUAAUUUAUCAAAAGAUCGGUUUUUGUCCGAAUUGGUAAUGCAAGAUGCCUUUGUUGACCUACAAGUAUUCUUAAAGUUUAACAAGAUUCGAAAAUUAACUGAAAAUGUAGUGGAUAUUCAGAAAGCAGUAAGUAAAUCGGAAAUAUUAGAACUAUCCGAAGACAAAACUAAAAUAUGUAGGAAAACUCCUUUUGUACCAAAGGAAAAUGUAGAUGAAUGUACCAUAUAUGUAGAAAGGCUAAAUUCUGAUGCUACACAUGAAUGGUUAACAUCAUUAUUCUCUGAAUUUGGUAAAGUAACUUAUGUAUCAAUACCGAAAUAUAAAAACAAUGGCAUGGUCAAGGGUUUUGCAUUUAUUGAGUUUGAAGACCCUAAAGGGGUUGAAAAUACUGUAAACUUUUUUGAGAAAAUAGGUUGCAAAAUACCAUCAAAUAUGGAACCGCAGAAUUUGUGUAGUAUCAUUACCUAUGAAGGUGAUGAAAAAGUAACUAAUAAGACUGAAAAUGAUGGUAAUAACACAGAUCUGGAUUCUACUUCACUAAAACGUGCCCACAGCGAUAAUGACAUAACAUCAAAUAAAAAAUUAAAAUUGGAGAGCAGUGUACAAUCAGUUGUAGAUAAUACGACUCCAGAAAAAGAAAUUGUUAAAAAGAAAAAAAAGAAAGGCAAAAACAAGAAUAACAUUGAAGAACUUGGUCUACAAAUCCUUACAAAGAAGGAAUGGAAAAAGAUGAGAAGCAUUUAUUUAAAUUUACAGAGAAAGAAAAUGAAGGAACUAAAAAACUAUUUGUCUAAACAGCGUUUUAAUAAAAGAGAAAAUAAAAAUUGUAAUCAAUUAACUAAUGUAACAAAAGAAGAAGCAAUAAAGCCUAAUUCAAAAGAUGCAUCUACUAUUGAAUUUAAAGAAGGUCUUAUAGUUAAAGUAAUUUUACCGGAGCCUUAUCAAUCAGGCAAAAUGUUAAAGAAUGAAAUAAAGAAUCAUUGUCCUGAAGUUGUAUAUGUUGAUAUGUCUAGUGAAAAUGAAGAAAUAUUCGUUCGAUUUUCCGAACCAGAACAUGCCAAACAGUUCUGUGCUUCAGGUUUUGAAGGGGAUUGUUUGAUAUUAAAAGAGAUUGAAGAAAAAAAAUACUGGGAAAAGAUUUUGGCUGACAGAAAUAAUAAACGAACAAAGAAUUUAAAAAGGCAACGAGGCCGAGAUAAACUUUUAAAAAAGGCUGAAAAGUAUACAUACAUCUCUUCAUUUCUAAGUAAUACGAAUAAAAUGGAGAAUCGUAGUUAUUAACUGUCGUUUUUAAUUUGUUACCAAAGUAUGAAAUAAGUAAAAAUUGUAAAAAAAAACGUCAUUGUGCUUUAUUAAAUAUCUGUCUGCUUAUACAAAUUAUAAUUUUUUGCAUGUUCAGCACAAAACAAUAAACAUGUUACCAUGU